Messenger RNA from Perkinsus marinus ATCC 50983, 1356 nucleotides. RefSeq lists its product as hypothetical. The transcript is spliced from 11 exons. Lineage: Eukaryota; Perkinsozoa; Perkinsida; Perkinsidae. Bases 29 to 1114 code for a protein of 361 amino acids. The record is from RefSeq and is a predicted model, not a curated record.
CAGUAUAAACUUCUAGCAAGAGCAUCACAUGAGUACUCGCAAUCUCCCCGUCAACCUUGCCCUUCUCGUGAUGGCGACUCUAGGAGAGGUGACUGUGGGACUGAACGCUACGGCUACUGCCUUUCCACUCGGCUUCUAUACAUGGGGUCUGGAUAUUUGGACCGAUCCGAAUAGCGACUUCCUGAAAUUCGUCAAGAUGUCCGCGGUACAAAGACAUAGUCCUCUUGGGGACGUUUGGUUCGGCGUUGGUAGCGAUGGCACUCCGGGUGAAGUUCUGGGCAAAGACCAGAUCCUACCUUUCCUCAAGGAGAUUAGACCAACUGCGAAGGGAGUUCUCUAUAUCACGUACGGCGACUUUGGUUCCCACAACGAGCAGGCGUUGCUUGAUUUCAUCGAUAACUUAUUCGACUAUCUGAAAGCCCAAUCCCAGGCCGAUCUGAAGAGCGUCGCACCGUUCGGUAUAUCGCUAGACAUAGAGAAUGAAGGGAUGCAGAAAAUGGUGAUGAGUAGCCUGCAAAAGCUCCAAGCUUAUAAGAAGAAAUAUCUCAGCUUUUUGCCGGAAGGAGACUUCUUGAUUCAACAAGUUGUAGGAGGCUACCCAGAUUCAGGAACUACUGGUUUCACCAUGGAUAAUGCGGACAGCGCUCUUUAUCUAGUCUACCGUUCUUAUAUGACGGACAAAUCGGACAUGGAGCUCAAUCCAGGCAACAACCUUCUCGCUCGCUUCAAAUGGUUUAUGGAACUGCAAUGCAUUCAAUGUCUGAAUCCAGGGUACAAGCCAAGGGCCAAGAUAUCUGUUCUUGUCGAAGGCGCUUGCUACAUUGGGGAGUAUUGUGGACUCAUCUCCUUCUGUGGACAGAACGAGUUCGGCGUUGAAAACCUGUUGAAGACUUUCGAAGAAUUCGAUACUCAAGCCAAAGCUGCACAGUGGAUACCCAAAGGAAGAUUCGACGAAAUGAUGGCUGAUCCCGUAUCGCGCUACGGCAUCCACGAUUGGCACUGGUCUCGUUGUCUAUAUGAUGCUGAUGUCAGUGGGGCUUACCCUACUUGUGGUACUCCACUCAAAUAUGGAACUAGCCUAUGCAAGGCGCUACACAAAACCCCUCAGACUUAAUGCUGAAUUAUAUAUUUUAUGGUCUUUCAUGACAUUGACCUUCAGUGAGAUUUUCCCUCUCUGAUGAGAGUAUCCGUGCCAUGCCAGCACCUCGUUAAGGCACACUUGGACAGUUAUCUCGUAUUCGUUCUCAGAGGAUAAUGCAGGAUUCAUUUUCCUCGACUUUUUUGCAGGUUUGUAUGCAGGAAUGACAUUCGGUGCGCUAUUGGUCGUCAUUAUAACUUUUUCUUAUUGGCGGGUUC